CAACUGAUAGCACCUGGAGCUAGCUAGCUAGGUGACACUAUAAUGGCUAAUAACGUUUCUCUUCCCUUGUGCUUCAUCUGUUUCCUAUUCUGCCUCGUGGUUUCUGUCCAGUGCCGCAGAGUUAAAGGUUUGGAUUCGCCGGCCGAUCAUCAAAGACAACUCAGCUAUUCUCCGUCGGAGCCGGCGUACUUUCCGGUGUACACUGGGCGUCAAGAUGGGCUCAAGGAGAGUAACAGGAUUCAGAGGCUGCCGGGACAGCCCACCGGAGCAGAUUUCGGGCAAUACGCGGGGCAUGUUACGGUGGACGAAGCCGCCGGACGAGCCUUGUUCUAUUACUUUGUCGAGUCGCCUCAACAACCCUCUUCUAAACCCCUUGUUUUGUGGCUUAAUGGUGGACCGGCUUAUUCUUCCGUUGGUGGUGGCGCUUUCAUGGAACUGGGCCCAUUUAGACCGGCAAGAGAUGGUGUAACUCUUAACAGGAAUCCGUUCGCAUGGAAUGCAGAGGCAAAUAUAAUAUUUCUUGAAAGUCCGGCUGGGGUUGGAUUUUCAUACUCGAACACGACGGCCGACUAUGACCGGACCGGAGACAACAGCACCGCAUUGGAUAACUAUGCGUUUCUAGUAAACUGGCUGGAGAGAUUUCCAGAGUACAAAACCAGGGAUUUCUUCCUCACCGGAGAAAGCUACGCCGGCCACUAUAUACCCGAGCUUGCUCGCCUCAUACUGCACAACAACCAGUUCCCAAACCUGCCCAAAAUCAAUCUGAAAGGCAUUCUUGUGGGGAAUCCAUAUUUGGACUAUGAAACUCGAAUGAAAGGGAUGAUGGAGUAUUACUGGAGUCACGGCCUGAUUUCUGAUGAUCUGUAUAACGACAUUUUAUCGACUUGUGAUUUCUCCAGUCCCGACAGUGCGUCCGACAAAUGCCAGGAUUUGGUAGACAACCAAACCGCCAGGGAAAUGGGGAAUGUGUAUUUGUAUGAUAUCUACGCGCCGUUAUGUCAUUCUGACUCUCCCUCGUUUCAUAUUUCAGGAUUUGAUCCCUGCACUGAAGAGUACAUCCAUGCCUACCUCAACAACUUUCAAGUCCAGACUGCACUUCAUGCAAAUAUUACUGCCACUCCCCAUCCCUGGAAUAAACGAAAUGACAAACUGAAUGGCGAUUGGAAAAUGCCGGCAACUGUAUUGCACAUUGUGAAAGAACUGAUGCAAAGUGGUAUCCGUUUCUGGAUAUAUAGUGGAGAUACAGAUAGUGUAAUGCCACUGACAGACACUAGACGUUCCAUAAAGAAACUCGGGGCAUCGGUUAAAACUUCCUGGUACCCAUGGUAUCUCCGAGGAGAGGUGGGUGGAUAUGCAGUGGAGUAUGAGAACUUGACAUUGGUGACAGUAAGAGGAUCUGGGCAUUUUGUUCCCAGUUACCAGCCAGCUCGUGCACUUGUAGUCUUCACCUCAUUCAUCAAUGGACAACUCCCACCCAGAGAGCUAAACACAGUGAAUCUCCUCCUUCCUGGACAAGAACAGAAGAAGAAAACAUCGGACCAUCAAAAGCUUACUAAAGCCAAGAUGAAUAUCAUGCUGAGGCUUUCAUGGUUGCUAUUACUUCUCUCUCACAAACAAGUUUUUCUCAUUACAUUCUGUCAUGCUAGUCAGGUAGAAUACCUUAGCAAGCUGCUCGAGUCUCGAAUAACUGAAAACCAUCUCAAUUCAGAGAUGUGGUCUAAGCUAGAAGAUGUUACAGACACUACUUCUCCAGUAUAUGUUGGACCUCAAGAAGGGCUAAUGGAGGCUGACAAGAUUGAUGCCUUGCCAAUGCAGCCUCCUGGAGUCAACUUUAAUCAAUAUGCAGGCUAUGUGACAGUAGAACCUAAGGCGGGAAGAGCUCUGUUUUACUACUUUGUUGAAUCUCCUCGGGAUUCUUCCAGCAAACCUCUACUCUUAUGGCUCAAUGGAGGACCAGGAUGCUCAUCUUUUGGCUAUGGAGCUAUGGAGGAACUUGGACCUUUCAGAGUGAAUAGUGAUGGAAAAUCAUUGCACGUGAACAAAUAUGCAAGGAACAAAGUGGCAAACGUACUUUUCCUGGAAUCACCGGCCGGUGUAGGAUUUUCCUAUUCAAACUCUAGUUCUGACUAUGACACCCCUGGUGACAAGAGAACAGCCAAGGAUUCUUAUACUUUUCUAAUAAACUGGCUCGAACGAUUCCCACAGUACAAAACUCGAGAUUUUUACAUUGCUGGAGAAAGCUAUGCUGGUCAUUAUGUGCCUCAGCUAGCAUACACUAUUCUAGCCCACAACAAGAUUUCUAAUCAAUCAUUCAUCAACCUCAAAAAUAUUGAGAUUGGGAAUGCUUUGGUACAUAAUGACAUAAACAUUCAAGCCAUAUAUGACUAUCUUUGGUCCCAUGCAUUGAUCUCAGAUGAAACUCAUGCAGCAAUAAACAAGUACUGUGAUUUCCUUAAUGGAAACUACUCAGACACAUGCAUUGGAUACGCAGGUCAAGUAGGUAAUGAGAUAGGCUAUAUAGACAUAUAUAACAUUUAUGCUCCACUCUGCAAUGAAAAGGUGGCAAAGCCUAAGUCAUCUGAUAUGGAAUUUGAUCCUUGUUCAGACAGCUAUGUUGAAUCUUACCUCAACCGUGAGGAGGUGCAGAAGGCUCUCCAUGCCGUCAACACCACUUGGUUCAUUUGCAGCAACAAAGUUGGAUGGGGGAACUGGAAAGACAUGCCAGGAACUGUCCUGCCCUUAAUCAAGAUGCUCAUUGCAAAUCAGAUAAAUGUAUGGAUUUACAGUGGGGAUAUAGAUGCGCGAGUUCCAGUAACAUCAUCAAGGUAUGCAAUAAACACCAUGAAACUUCCCUUGGAGAAUUCUUGGCGUCCAUGGUAUUAUAAUGGUGGCAAGGAGGUGGGUGGAUAUGUGGAAGGGUACAAGGGAUUGACAUUUCUUACAAUUAGGGGAGCUGGGCAUGCAGUUCCUAGCUACCAACCAGAACGUUCACUAACUAUGAUUUCAUCAUUUCUUCAGGGGAAACUGCCCCUGCCUCUUUGUAGGAUAAGAUUCCAUCAACAUGUAUAAGCCAUUCUGCUAUGAUAGUGAAGUUGGAUAGUAUUCUUAUUCUGAAAGCAAGUAUUAUAAUACAUGAGUAUUUACAAACUAGAGUGACACCUUGGUGGAUGCAGCAAUAAUGCAAUAUGAAAGGUUUAAAUGUCCUAUAUGUAAAGAUCUGGAAAGAGCAAUUGUAAAAAGACUGGUUCAAAUCAAAGAAUAUAUACUAUAAACAACUCAAAGACUAUGCUAAGAACA
Molecule: messenger RNA, 3297 nt
Organism: Ipomoea triloba (trilobed morning glory)
Lineage: Eukaryota; Viridiplantae; Streptophyta; Magnoliopsida; Solanales; Convolvulaceae
Exons: 16
Coding region: 43-3069 (1008 amino acids)
Biological process (GO): proteolysis
Cellular component (GO): vacuole
Molecular function (GO): serine-type carboxypeptidase activity
Source: RefSeq, a predicted model, not a curated record